UCCUGAGCUGGAGAGCCCCGGCCUCGGCUCCCUGCAGCCCGGCGAUCAGCCCGGGCAAACUGCACGGCCCGCGCUCCGUGUGCACUUGCUGGGGGUCCUCCUCUGCCAUCCCAGCCCAGCGCGUCCCGAGCCGAACCGGACUUAAGCGGACGACGAGGCGGAGCCUGCUAGUUUGGAAGGAGGAGAGGUCGCCGCGGUGCUAGGUGGACAUCAGCGCGCCGUGUUGUUGUUGUCGUCGUCAGCCAGCCGACAUCUCGUCCCUCCAGCUUGUUGCACUUUACAGUCUUCAUGGGGCGGAAGCAUCAGACCCGAGUGUGGCGGUGCAUGAGGGAAAUGAAGACGUGUGCGAGCAGGAAAACAAGAAGCUUGUUGCUCUGGUGCUCCCUCACCUUAUGGGAGUUCUUUGCAUGUGCGCCGUGUAGUAGCUGUCAGCCGUGCGCAUGCGCAGUGGCGGCCGAUGGCAAUGAAAAACAACACGCACACAUCUUUGGUGAUUCACGAAAACGACGUUCCACGUGACGGCCCCAUCUUUGUGCAGAAGGUGAGGUUUGAAGGCCACAUCAACGCCAAGAUGCCUGCGAGCUACCUUCUGGCAAAGGAGGAGAAAUACAGGCUGCUAAAUGCAAAGCUGGAGGCUAAAACAGCAACUCUGGCAAUGCGAGAAGAUCAACUCAAGAAAGAACGUGAAGAAUUUUUAUCAAAAACCUCAGUCAUGCCCCCACUUAAAGAUUCAGAGGAUGAACCAGCCGCGAGCAAAACCAAGGAUCGACUGACACCUGUGCAGAGGCCUCGUGAGAAGGCGGAGGCCAAAAAAGGGGUGAGGCCAGCAUCCCAAGGAAGAACAGGAGUUUUUGGAGACGGUUCAGGAGCCACAGCAGAUCCUGUUGAGUCCUUCCUGGCAAAGACCAUAAAGAACAUGGAAGACAAGAUGAAUGGUGACAAUGAUGUGUUCAAUGAUGGCGACAACGAAGGCAAGGGUGUUUCAUCUGCACAAAUACAUGCUCUGAUGGCCAACAUAAAAAUUAUGCAAGGGGAAAUGGAUCAGCUUAUGACUGAAAGACAAAAUAAGGAAGAUGAAAAUGUCAAGCUGAAUACAAAAGUCAGGCAGCUGGAGGAGGAUCGAGUCAAGCUGCAGAGGAGCGUCAACAUCCAGCAGACAAAGAUUGACAAGCUGAAAGCGUCAGAGAACGAGGCCGUCAUCAAAUGUGACAGCCUUCAGCUGCAAGUGUCUGCUUUGCAAAAGGAAAUUGAGAAGUUGAAUAAAUCCACCAAACAAGGGGCAACGGUCCACAACACUGUGGAGCUUCGUCUCAGCAGAGCACUAGAGGAGGUGGAGCGCUUAAAGGCAGAGCUCAACAAAACUAAACAGAUGAACAAGGACAAGACAAACGAGGAGCAUCAGAACCGUGAAAAUCUACUAGCAGAAAACAAACUGCUAAAAAGGCAGAAAACAGAGCUCAUCAUCGGAUUGAAGAAACAAUUCAAGCUGAUUGAUGUUCUCAAAAGACAAAAGAUGCAUUUGGAAGCUGCCAAGCUGCUGUCCUUCACAGAGGAGGAGUUCAUGAAAGCCUUGGAUUGGGGCAAGACCUAAAUACUUGUGGACUGUUUCCAUUUUGGUGUAAUACGCUGGCCUCAUAAUAAAGGAGUGUGGGACACUGCAAUAGUCUAUGUUUUAGUGGGCAGUAUCUCUUAAACCGCCACCUUCUUCAGCCUUCUAGACUGCCCAACACAUUCUACAUACAUUACAUUUAAGUCUUGGUACAGUGCAAAUUAUUUGCCACUUGCCAAGAUUGUAAACUUUAGAGCUUAUUUACUUAUUUCUUUUGUCUAUGUUAAUAAAAACAGAAUGAAAAAAAAAUUAUAAUAACUAUAAUAAUAACCAUUGAAAUAAGGUAUUUUGGUCCCCCACAUUGAAAAUGUUUUAAAGAUUCUGCAACACUUCGAGUAUACUGGAAUUAAGAGUUGCUAGUUGAAUAAUGCUUGAAAAUUAUUGCUAAUUUCUAUAAAAUAUUAAUUAAGAAUGUCUUAUCAAGUAAAAUUAUCUGUCCAUUCGACUAGUUAAUUACACAAGGUUUUAGUAUUUUUUUUCCUAAAAUUUAGUCUUUUUAAUCUUGUAUUUUGACAGCUCUUUUUUGCAGUAUGUCCUGAUCAAUAAAUCUCAUCAUUAAAAAAUGUUGUUUUGACUGGCACUAGAUUAUUUUUAACAAUAUUUUUAUUGCUGUGGCUGUAUAGAUUGCAAUUGCACGACAAUUCUAGCUUUCCUGUAGGAUGGCAUCAGGUAAUACAUGUGUACCCUGAGUUGGUCAUGAAAGGAUUGCCAUCAUUCAGCCAUAAAAAGUUUGUAACGUCUGAAACUUAAAAUAAAAGCUUCAAAAAUCAA
Messenger RNA from Nerophis ophidion (straightnose pipefish), 2380 nucleotides. It is a transcript of the gene tex9, whose product is annotated as testis expressed 9. NCBI's taxonomy places the organism in Eukaryota, Metazoa, Chordata, Actinopteri, Syngnathiformes, Syngnathidae. The record is from RefSeq and is a predicted model, not a curated record. The transcript is spliced from 13 exons. The coding region runs from base 458 to 1591 and encodes 377 amino acids.